CAAACUACCUUAAAUUACCACUCUAUAUACUUCAAUUCAUACUAUACUAAUACAAUAGUUAUAUAUGGAGAAGAAGAAUAUUGAUAAAACCCACUACAAGAAGCAGCAGCAAUCAUCGUCUUCCUCCUUUGCCACUGAUCUGUUUGGUCCCAAAGUUUCCUCGGAAUCCUCGACCUCUUCCGCUGGCCUCUUCGAAUCUGUUUUUGGUCCUUUCUCCAUGGGAUUGAGGAGGCCAUCCACUUAUAAUGGAGUUAUGUAUAGCAAUACUACCAAAAGUGGAACUCCAGAUGGUGCAACUAAAAGAGGCAUGGAUUACAAGAACAAAAGCUCCAUGUCUGAGGUUGGUGAAAGAGCAGAAACACCAUGCAAUUUCAGUUCAUCAAUAUACUAUGGUGCCCAGGAAGUUUAUUCCCCAACAACCAGCCACACCACUCACCAUACUAAUUAUUUCAAGAAAGAGGAAGUAGAAGAUGAUGAAAAUGGGAACAAUUCAAACUGUGCUUCAAGAGGAGAUUGGUGGCAGGGAUCACUCUACUAUUGAUGGAUGAAACCUUAAAAGACAAUCUCACUACAGCAAGGAGCUAGACAACUAACUAACAAUUACAAUGUCUCAGUUUCUUUGUGUUUUUUUUUCCCUUUUUACUGCUUUCAGAAUAAUAUAAGCUAGGUUAUAUAUUGCAGACAUCCUUGUACUUAUCCCAUAUAUAUGUCUCAAAUAAAUGGAUUAUGUUAAAAAAGUUGCUACAUGCUUCUUUUU
Molecule: messenger RNA, 757 nt
Organism: Ipomoea triloba (trilobed morning glory)
Lineage: Eukaryota; Viridiplantae; Streptophyta; Magnoliopsida; Solanales; Convolvulaceae
Exons: 5
Coding region: 65-541 (158 amino acids)
Source: RefSeq, a predicted model, not a curated record